GGCUUGUCAAAAAAUGGCCCUCCAUGUUCUGUGUUAGCGUAAGCGACGUCACGCGGGCAGUUCUCCAUUCAAGCAAGCUUUUCUUUGCCUUUUUCUUUCAGCUUCAGUUUGGAGAAAUCGCGGCACUGGCGACGAUCGUGUGGGCAUGUGGCAAUCCCCAAGACCUGGUCACCUAGGAUGCGGGGGUGUAUUCCCCGCAUUCACAGUGAAGCGCGUUCUCCACGGUCAUGGGAAAACGCGUGACGCCCACGCUUGGUUGCUGUUCAGCUGUUGGGGGCACCUAUUCGGCAUCUGAUGUGAGGGGCACACUACCAACAUGUCGGAUCAUGGUGUCAGCGUGGAGGCGAGGAAAUCCCGAUCCGGAAAUCGAACAGUUCUUCGGAGGCAGACAAGGAGAGAGGGAAACGCUGACCGGGGCCGGCACGUCAAUAGCCUGAUUGCCAAAUUCGGGGACAACUUUAUGAUGAGGGUCGUGCGGUACCAGCAAAUUGCCAUGCAUAAGAGACUGGUCCCCAUCAUGUAGCAGUUGACGUUGCAGUACAUCCAAGUUACAGAUAUAAGCCGUUGAUAGACGCAACAAACCACCCACGCACCCGUUUAAUAGCCAGACUUAUCACCAUACCUACCUUCUCCAACCGCCAGACCAACACCACAGAGACUCACAAUCAUGGCCCCCACGCCCACCGGCAUCAACGUGAUAAUUGUCGGCGCCGGCUUCGGUGGCCUUACAGCAGCAAUCGAGUGCCACCGACAAGGCCACAACGUCACCAUCUAUGAGAACUUCCCCGCUCUCAAGACACUCGGCGACAUCAUCUCCUUUGGUGCCAACGGCGGGCGUAUCUUUGCCCGCUGGGCCGACGGCGCCAUUGCCAGAAAGCUCCGUUCCCUCUGCAUCGACCUCACAGACUACGGCUUCCGCAUUCACAAGUACGACACGGGCGAGGUAGUCUACCACCAACCCACUCCACCCCAGCGCGAGGAGGCGCCCGUCUUCAAUGGCCACCGCGGCGAGCUGCAUGAGGUGGUGUUCAACUACGCCAGGGACGAACUCGGCAUCCCGAUCCACCUCGGCCAACACGUCGAUGAGUACUUUGAAACCGAGGACAAGGCCGGAAUCGUGCUCAAAUCUGGAGAGCGGGUCGAGGCCGACAUUGUCAUUGGGGCUGAUGGCGUCAGAUCAAAGGCGAGGGAGCUUGUUCUUGGGUACGUAGACAAGCCCAAGAGCAGCGGCUAUGCUGUCUGGCGGGCGUGGUUCUCUAACAAGGACAUGAUUGCCGACCCACGCACCAAGGAGUUUUGUGAGAAUGGGGAUACCUUCAACGGCUGGAUCGGGCCCGACGUGCACUUCCUCUUCAGCACAAUCAAGGGCGGCAAGGAUUGCUGUUGGGUGCUCACCCACAAAGAUGAGCACGACAUCGAUGAGUCAUGGUCUUUCCCGGGCAAGCUGGAGGACGUGUAUAAGGUUUUGGAGGGGUGGGAUCCCGUCUGCAAGGCCAUCGUGGAGAAGACCCCGAGCUUGGUGGACUGGAAGUUGGUCUACCGAGACCCCCUGCCCACCUGGGUGAGCAAGCACGCGCGAAUUCUGCUCUUGGGUGACGCUGCCCACCCAUUCUUGCCUACCAGUGCCCAGGGAGCCACUCAAGCGAUGGAGGAUGGUGUCACGAUUGCCGUGGCCUUGAAGCGCGGGGGGAAGGAUGGUGUCCCAGCUGCAGUGAGGGCUCACCAAGAGCUCAGAUAUGAACGCGUUAGAGCUGUGCAAAAGACUGGCGAGUCCACUCGCGACAGAUGGCACAAGACGGACUGGGAAACUGUUAAACAAAACCCGAAGAGCAUUGAGUUCCCACGAGAGGACUGGAUCCAUGGCUUUGACGCUGAAAAGUACGCAGAGGAUAAUUACGACGAGGCGAUCAAGAAGCUGGCAAUUAAGCAGGAGCCAGAGGAGGAAACCGCUCCGUUGGCAGCUGUACCUCCAGCUGUAGUGGUUUAGAAUUUCGUUACCUUGGGUACCUAGUCAUGAAGUCCAGUCGUGGCGCUUGGGAGCAUGUUUUGCUUAAGCUGUAGAGGUAGUUUCCAAUAUCAUCCGUGUUGAACAGGAUGCCUUGUUUUAUGUGAAAACCCUAGUUGAAAACGGACAUGCUCCUGGCCAACCCGCUAGCUACCUGUCAGCAAUUGCAUAGAGAUAUCUACGUACAUUUCACUCUUCUUCCAAGGCCAUGAUAACGCUCUUCACCUCCAGAAAGUUGUCCAUGCUGCACAAUGCCCCCUCGCGCCCCUGUCCACUUCCCUUGUACCCACCAAAAGGUAGGUCAUAUGCAGUAUUCGGGCUGGUGGUGUUGAUACCCACAUAUCCACUCUCCAGCGCUUGUACGACUCUCAUGGCUCUGCUGAUGUCCUUGGUGAAGACCGAGGCAUACAACCCAAACUCGGUAUCAUUCGCCUUGGAAAUGGCCUCCUUCUCGGUCUCAAAGGUGUUGAUGAUAACCACUGGCCCAAACACCUCUUC
Podospora pseudopauciseta is the source of this 2503-nucleotide messenger RNA. RefSeq lists its product as uncharacterized. Gene Ontology annotation, molecular function: FAD binding; monooxygenase activity. NCBI's taxonomy places the organism in Eukaryota, Fungi, Ascomycota, Sordariomycetes, Sordariales, Podosporaceae. The record is from RefSeq and is a predicted model, not a curated record. Bases 668 to 1987 code for a protein of 439 amino acids. The transcript is spliced from 2 exons.